AUGUUCAACGUUCAAACUCUCGCCGGCUCAUCGGCAACAACAUCGACACCGGCGACUUUCAAUCCAACACCCGGCAUCGAUCAAAAGGAAACAAAACCUGAUCUUUUCAAAUGGGAAGUGCCAACCAUUACCACAUCGGCAACUGCAGCCACACUUGAUCCACUUGGUGCAACUUCGCAGUCACUCGUCUCGCACACUCUAGCCGCUCAGAAUGGAGGCUCGUGGACCGAUCAUUUACCCUUAUUGGCAG
Mesorhabditis belari is the source of this 250-nucleotide messenger RNA. The record is from the annotation of a GenBank genome assembly. Lineage: Eukaryota; Metazoa; Nematoda; Chromadorea; Rhabditida; Rhabditidae.